CGCGGGAAAGCGUGGAGUGGGAAUCCGCGGAAUCGGCGCGUGGAGUCGGUGCUGAAACGGCCGCGUGACGUCACAUGCCGGACGACGCGAAGGUCCGAGGAGAAUGAAGUCGGUUUAGUUUCGGUUUAGUUUUUUUUUUUUUUAAAUCGACGUGGAGGUGUGAGUCUGAUCCGGUGUCUGUUCGGUUCUUCUCUCGAGCCGAAGCCUGAGUCCAUCAGAGGCUCACUGAGGGGGUGUGUUGCCCUAAAAAAUAGUCCAGUGCAGUUUGUGAAGACCUAGAGUUGUCUCUUUUUAUAACACAAAGACCUUUACGGAUUUAAUACAUGCAGAUUUUUUGAGUGCUUGAGCCUACUGUUUGGUCCGGCCCGUUGGAAGAGAGAGAGAGAGAGAGACAGAGGGAGGGUAGGGCACAACAUGGCAGCUGUGAAGUCCCAGGCAGGACCCGGGGCCAUGCAGUCGGCAACAGGGCGAAAAAAGGACGGCUUGGUCAGACACUGUGUUCAGGAGAAAGCAGACGCACAGAAACACAGGCCCAACUCCGUCUUACGGUCCUUCUCGGCGGGUUUUGGGGAAGCGUGGCCUGCCAAUUUGGAGCAAACAAACACCGUCCUUUCCUUACAGUCUUCCAAUGUCCACCUGCCAUACCGGAGUCCUGAAUCAGUAGAAAUGGAUGAGAUCAUGGCUGCGAUGGUCCUCACCAGUCUGUCCUGCAGUCCAGUGAUCCAGAGCCCCACACAGAGAGACGCAUUGCCACAUGGUCCACUGGAUAUGGAGUGUGGUGGAGGAGAACUGUCGGACAGUGGCAGCAGCGGUUACUGGAGCUGGGAGCAUGGCAGCGUCAGUCCUGCUCCCUCACCGUCCGUCACCGAGACAGACAGCAGCAUGGGGCAGCUGGGAGACGAGGGGCUGCGCGUGGAGCCAGACCCGGGGGCACGUGACGAGCCGGAGAACCGGUGGUGCAAGAGUUGGAGCAGGGGAGCAUACAGGUGUUUGUGGCCGAGCUGCGGAAAAGUGCUCACGUCACGUGUCGGGAUGAAGCGUCACAUUCGCAUCCUCCAUCUCGGAGGUGCAGAACAAUCUCACAGAGAAGAAGAUUUCUAUUACACCGAAGUCUCCUCAGAGGAAGAGGAACCGACGUCUCCUUCUCUGUCGUUCACCAGUGGGCCCUGGUCCUCAUGUAGCUCCACCCACAGCCAGCCCACUUCCCGAGAAGCCCCGCCCUCCUCCAGUGCCUUCAGCCAAUCCGCUCCCAGCAGUGUGUGGCAGAUACACACGGAACAUCUCUACCAGGCCCCUUGUGCACCCAUUGAGACGACCAAGUCCCCAGACUCUCCUUCCUCCUGUGACUGGACUUCAGCUGGACUCCAGCUGAGACCUCAGAUCAGCGUGUCACGGAGCCGCUCCGUCAGCGUCGGUGAGCAGUGGCUACAGCGGAACAACGUUCCUAACAGAUCACACACCAUCAGCGCGUCACCAUCCAGAGGCCACUGCUCCACCCGGAAAGGUCGAGGCGAGGCCAAAAAGUGCCGCAAGGUAUACGGAGUGGAGCGACGGGAUCAGUGGUGCACCGCCUGUCGCUGGAAGAAAGCCUGUCAGCGCUUCCCUGACUGAAAAAAAAGCAAAAAAGAGAGAAUCUCAGUCUUUCCUUUUCCUUUCUUUCUUUCCUUUCUAUUUUACUGGACGACUCCUGGCACUGUAGAGACCCGAGAGAAGAGACAUUUUUUUGUUUUUUACCUUUUCUAGCCGUUUUCCAGAUAGAUAUUUUUUAGGAUCCUGUGACAGAUCUGUGACGUGAGCUCUGGUGAGGAGACGGUGUGACGUGGUUCAGUCUCCAUCCCUUUCUUUUCUUUUUUCUUUUUUUCUUUCAUUCCUCCGCAGACGUGCACUUCGAACGCUUUUGAGAUUAUUUAAGUCGUAAAUGUCACUUUUGGUAUUUUUUCUAUUGCUGUUUUUAUAUCCUGAACUGUGCACUAGCAACAUUGAAGUUCAUUGUGUUUCUCUGGAUUUUUUU
Messenger RNA from Hemibagrus wyckioides, 2011 nucleotides. It is a transcript of the gene znf395b, whose product is annotated as zinc finger protein 395b. The coding region runs from base 415 to 1611 and encodes 398 amino acids. NCBI's taxonomy places the organism in Eukaryota, Metazoa, Chordata, Actinopteri, Siluriformes, Bagridae. Gene Ontology annotation, cellular component: nucleus. The transcript has 10 exons. Gene Ontology annotation, molecular function: RNA polymerase II cis-regulatory region sequence-specific DNA binding; DNA-binding transcription factor activity. Gene Ontology annotation, biological process: regulation of transcription by RNA polymerase II. The record is from RefSeq and is a predicted model, not a curated record.